This is a messenger RNA of Salvia splendens (bonfire salvia), 822 nucleotides long. RefSeq lists its product as uncharacterized. The transcript has 4 exons. The coding region runs from base 110 to 772 and encodes 220 amino acids. The record is from RefSeq and is a predicted model, not a curated record. Gene Ontology annotation, molecular function: nucleic acid binding; cysteine-type endopeptidase inhibitor activity. Lineage: Eukaryota; Viridiplantae; Streptophyta; Magnoliopsida; Lamiales; Lamiaceae.
UCUCCCUAUAUAAACGCAUACAUACAUAACUUUGAUAACUCGCAAGAGAAAUUCCCCCGUCUUUUUUCUUCUUUCCAAAUUCUUUGUUUUCUCGCACGUUUCUUCAGCAAUGGAAGACCUUACUUUCGAUCCAGAAGCCUACUCCGAAUACAUGGAUGACAUUAACUACAGCCAGGGCUUCUAUGUAACGCCGGGUAAAGAUGGGUCUGUGAUCCUGGGAGGCAUCAGGCGCGUCGAAGGCGGCGACCGCUACCAAAAGGCAGAAAGCGCUGCCAAGUUUGCGGUGGAGGAGUACAACAACAAGGCUGGGGAACAAGGUUUUCUCAGGUUCAUCACAAUAGUAAAUCUCAACGUGGAGCCCACCGCCGGAGCGCUCUACUACAUCACCGCCGCCACGGAGGACGCUGCCGGUGAGAUUUGUCUCUAUCAGAUGCAGAUUUGGGAGAAACUCAACACAGGAUAUCUAGUCCAGAUAUUCCGCCCUGCCCCAUACAGCCUCAAAUCAUCAGAGAAGCUAGCACACAAAAAUUGCUGCCUUGUGAUUAAUAACUUGGUGCCUUGGAUGGAUGAAAAUUAUUUGUACUACAAGUGUUUCAAAGGUGCACGUCAGAUUUUAGGAAUCAAGGUAUGUCACAGUGCCAGUGGGGAGAAUACAAAUCAUGCGUACAUAUGGAUGAGAAAUUCUGCAAAGAUGGAACAGAUUGCUCACAAGUAUGGCGGGAGAAAGAUGCCACGCUCUAAUGUUUGCUAUACUUUUAAUUUAAGCAAUUAGAAUUAACUUGGAGUAUUAGAUUUUGCUCUUUAUAUUUAAUGUUGUUAGUU